AUGAGCAGACCUCCAGGAAACACGAUUGAGGGUCCUGAACGGUGGUCGACCAUUAUUUCUGCUCUGAGCGUAACUCUGAGCGGCUACGAGCUGCGGGUCUCCUGCGCUCAGCGGGUACGUGGCCUGGACGUGAGCGCGCAGCAGCGCAGCGCAGAGCAGGAGGCUCCAGAGAGCGCACUUCAUCCUGUCACUGUCCGUCCGUCUGUCCGUCUGUCUGACUGUCUGUCUGCCCGCUGUCCGUCCCUGAGCAUCAGCCCUGCGGGGGUCAAAUAUGAGCAGACCUCCAGGAAACACGUCAGACGUGUCCGUCCAAUCCAGAGCCUGAGCGCGCCGUCAGCCGCGGGAGGUGAAGAAACCCACCGGCCUGGAGGGAGGUCCGGCCUCCUCACAGCACCGGCCUGGAGGGAGGUCCGGCCUCCUCACAGAACCGGCCUGGAGGGAGGUCAGGCCCUCCUCACAGAACAGGUUUCAUUGACAACAACGGUGCCAGAAAAAACAACAACAAAAGAAAGCACUAUAAACGGUGGAAUACGUGGCUCCGCCGUCGCCGGCUCCAGUCUAGCACGAGUGCCAUCCCCAGGGGGGCUCCGCCGUCGCCGGCUCCUCUCCUGCCCUAGUCCGUCCCCCACAGAGGCUCAGCCAUCGCCGGCUCCAGUCCGGCCCGCACAGUGGCUCAGCCGUCGCCGGCUCCAGUCCGGCCGGAGUCCGGCCCCCACAGUGUCCCAGCCAUCGCCGGCUCCAGUCCGGCCCCCACAGUGGCUCAGACGUCGCCGUCUCCACUCCGGGCCGAGUCCGGCCCCCACAGUGGCUCAGCCAUCGCCGGCUCCAUUCCUGCCCGAAUCCGGCCCCUACAGGGGCUCAGCCGUCGCCGGCUCUAUUCCGGCCCGAGUCAAGCCCUCACAGGGGCUCCGCCGUCGCCGGCUCCAGCCCAGCCCGAGUCCGAUCCCCAGGGGGGGCUCCGCCGUCGCCGUCUCCUCUCCUGCCCUAGUCCGUCCCCCACAGUGGCUCAGCCGUCGCCGGUUCCACUCCGGCCCGAGUCCGGCCUCCACAGUGCCUCAGCCGUCGACGAACCACUCCGGCCGUAGUCCGGCCCCCAAAGUGGCUCAGACGUCGCCGGCUCCAGUCCGGCCCGAGUCCGGCCCCCACAGUGGCUCAGCCAUCGCCGGCUCCACUCUGGCCCGAGUCCGGCCCCCAGAGGGGCUCAGCCGGGCUCCGCCGUCGCCGGCUCCAGUCCGGCCCGAGUCCGGCUCCCACAGUGGCUCCGCCGUCGACGGCUCCACUCCGGCCCUAGUCCGGCCCCCAAAGUGGCUCAGACGUCGCCAGCUCCAGUCCGGCCCCCACAGUGGCUCAGCCUUCGCCGGCUCCACUCCGGCCCUCAGAGGGGCUCCGCCGUCGCCGGCUCCAGUCCAGCACGAUGGCUCAGACGUCGCCUGCUCCAGUCCGGCCCGAGUCCGGCUCCCACAGUGGCUCCGCCGUCGACGGCUCCACUCCGGCCCUAGUCCGGCCCCCAAAGUGGCUCAGACGGCGCCAGCUCCAGUCCGGCCCGAGUCCGACCACCACAGUGGCUCAGCCGUCGCCGGCUCCACUCCGGCACGAGUCCGGCCCCUAGAGGGGCUCAGCCGUCGCCGGCUCCAGUCCGGCCGCCACAGUGGCUCAGCCGUCGUCGGCUCCAGUCCGGCCCGAUCCGGCCCGAGUCCGGCCCCCACAGUGGCUCAGACGUCGCCGUCUCCACUCCGGCCCGAGUCCGGCUCCCUGAGGGGCUCCGCCGUCCCCGGCUCCACUCCGGCCCGAGUCCGGCCCCCACAGUGGCUCCGCCGUCGACGAUCCAUUCCGGCCGUAGUCCGGCCCCCAAAGUGGCUCAGACGUCGCCGGCGCCUUUCCGGCACGAGUCCGGCCCUCACAGUGGCUCAGCCGUCGCCGGCUCCACUCCCGCUCCAGUCCGGCCCCCACAGUGGCUCAGACGUCGCCUGCUCCACUCCGGCCCGAGUCCGGCCCCCACAGUGGCUCAGCCGUCGCCGGCUUCAGUCCGGCCCGAGUCCGGCCCCCACAGUGGCUCAGCCGUCGCCGGCUUCAGUCCGGCCCGAGUCCGGCCCCCACAGUGACUCAGCCGUCGCCGGCUUCAGUCCGGCCCGAGUCCGGCCCCCACAGUGGCUCAGCCGUCGCCGGCUUCAGUCCGGCCAGAGUCCGGCCCCCACAGUGGCUCAGCCAUCGCCGGCUCCAGUCCGGCCCGCACAGUGGCUCAGCCGUCGCCGGCUCCAUGGCUCCGCCGUCGACGACUCCACUCCGUCCCUGGUCCGGCCCCCAAAGUGGCUCAGACGGCGCCAGCUCCAGUCCGGCCCGAGUCCGACCACCACAGUGGCUCAGCCGUCGCCGGCUCCAGUCCGGCCCACAGAGUGUCUCCACCGUCUCCGGCUCGAGUCCGGCCCCCAGAGGGGCUCCGCCGUCGCCGUCUCCAGUCCGGCCCCGAGAGUGUCUCCGUCGUCUCCGGCUCCAGUCCGGUCUGAGUCCGGCCUGCAGAGGGGCUCAGCCGUCGCCGGCUCCAUGGCUCAGCCGUCCCCGGCUCCACUCCGGCCCGAGUCCGGCCCCCACAGUGCCUUAGCCGUCGCCGGCUCCACUCCGGCCCGAGUCCGACCCCCACAGUGGCUCAGCCAUCGCCGGCUCCAGAGAGGCCACCAGGGGGGCUCCGCCGUCGCCGGCUCCAUUCCUGCCCGAGUCCGGCCACCAGAGAUGCUCCGCCGUCCCCGGCUCCACUCCGGCCCGAGUCCGGCCCCCACAGUGGCUCAGCCGUCGCCGUCUCCUCUCCUGCCCGAGUCCGUCCCCCACAGUGGCUCAGCCGCCGCCGGCUCCAGUCCGGACCGAAUACUACCUGUCCAGGUAACUCACAUCCACACAUAUCUGUACUGA
Stegastes partitus (bicolor damselfish) is the source of this 2904-nucleotide messenger RNA. NCBI's taxonomy places the organism in Eukaryota, Metazoa, Chordata, Actinopteri, Pomacentridae. The record is from RefSeq and is a predicted model, not a curated record.